AUGACCACGAAAAAGUUUACCACUGCUGCAACUAUCAGCCAGGGCCCUCUUAGAAUCAAAGGAGGAUACGGAGAUUUCCGUGAUGACCUGCACGCCAAUGGCUACGCCGUCAUCAAAGGAGCUAUCCCACAUGAAAGAGCAAUUCAGUACCAACGGAGAGCCUUCAAAUGGGUAACAUCCUUUGGGACUCGUUUGGACAUGAAAGACCCCAGCACAUGGAAGGCAGAAAACCUCCCGGUUCAAAGUAAACUGAACACAUUCGACAACUAUUGUGUUAUUCAUGAGAAAUUCAUGUGGGAUGCUCGCAUGGAGCCGGGAAUCGUCAAUGCGUUCGCCAAGGUGUGGGAAACCGAUGAAUUACUCGUAUCCUUCGAUUCUCUCAAUAUCACCUUCCCCAACCGCGAGGACAAACCUCCUCGCGCUCCCUGGCCACAUAUUGACCAGUCUCCCUUCAAGCGCGGCAUGCAUUGCAUCCAGGGAAUUAUCAAUCUGAGUCCUGCCGGUCCUGAAGAUGGUAGCUUAAUGUGCUUACCCCGGUCUAAUACUUUCAACGACGAAUUCUUUGAUACACAAACCGAUGCUCAGGAUUGGGAGGUCAAGGAUUGGCGCCGAUUUAGCGAGAAGGAAAUGGAUUGGUGGGCCAGCAAAGGGCUCACUCCGAUCAAAGUCACAGCCCAUCCAGGUGACUUGAUUCUCUGGGAUAGCAGGACUGUUCACUGGGGUGGAGAGCCUACAAAGAAUAGCGAUGUCAUCCGAACGGUUAUCUAUGCUAGCUAUUCUCCUGCUAAAUUGGCAACUAAGGAGGCUAUUGAAGAGAAACAGCGUGUCUUCUCGGCGUACGGCGCUACUACUCACUGGGCGCACGACAACAUCUUCUUGAGACCUCAAGUUGCAAAACUCCCAGACGGUACAAUCGACCCGCGAAACAGGAAUGAGCCCCAGGAAAAACCAGAAAUUACCGAGAAGUUGCAGAAACUGGCCGGUCUCAUCCCUUACUAG
This is a messenger RNA of Penicillium cataractarum, 999 nucleotides long. RefSeq lists its product as uncharacterized. The transcript has 2 exons. Lineage: Eukaryota; Fungi; Ascomycota; Eurotiomycetes; Eurotiales; Aspergillaceae. The coding region runs from base 1 to 999 and encodes 332 amino acids. The record is from RefSeq and is a predicted model, not a curated record.